This is a messenger RNA of Peronospora matthiolae, 468 nucleotides long. Lineage: Eukaryota; Oomycota; Peronosporomycetes; Peronosporales; Peronosporaceae. The record is from the annotation of a GenBank genome assembly.
AUGGCCUCUGCGGCACGUAAACGGGGCCACGGCGGCUCUCCCUCGCUCCUGGCGGCGUCUGCGGAUCCAGGUGCCGUCGCUCCGAUCGUCUCUCGCCACAAGAAAGGUCGGGUUCGUUCAGCCCUACGGAAUUCUUCACUAGACGUGCCGGACGACAGAAUCGACCGGGACGUAUCGCCGGAGCUCUGGAGUUAUCUGGGAGCCGAAUGGCCGACAACAGAAGCAACACCGUAUCCUCUAGUAUAUGGAGACUCCAACGGGUGGGAGGCUACGGCUCGUUUGGAGCCGGAAUUAUUACUCCAUCACUUGCGCCGCUUCUUCUUUCCAGACGAAGUACUUGCUAGCUUGUCCGACACAGUUUUUGUACAGUGGACGGCGCUGUGGCGCCAGGAGUGCUUAUUAUCCGGGCUCCUAGAAUUCCGACAGCGAGUGAAAGAGCUACCCACGGGUGUUUGGCUCGACCAAUGA